Phalacrocorax carbo (great cormorant) is the source of this 23962-nucleotide messenger RNA. The record is from RefSeq and is a predicted model, not a curated record. Lineage: Eukaryota; Metazoa; Chordata; Aves; Suliformes; Phalacrocoracidae.
GACGCCAUCAAGAGACACUUCCCCCGGCCCCUCCCAGCUCCCUCCACUCACUCCGGCGCCGCGGCGGAGCCACGCGAGGAGGUAGUACCGCAAUAGGAAUGACGGUGAACACACCUCUCUGUUUUAGAGGAAAGAAGAUCCUGGCUCCGAUGGUGCGAGUGGGAACGUUGCCAAUGCGUCUCCUUGCCCUGGACUAUGGUGCUGACAUCGUGUACUGUGAGGAGCUGAUUGACAUAAAGAUGCUGCAGUGUAAGAGGGUUUUAAAUGAAGUACUUGAGACGGUGGACUUCGUUGCACCUAAUGAAAGAGUUGUUUUCAGAACUUGUGAAAGAGAGAGGCACUGUGUUGUCUUUCAAAUGGGUUCAGCAGAUGCUGAAAGAGCCCUGGCAGUAGCUAAGCUUGUAGAGAGUGAUGUAGCUGGUAUUGAUAUCAACAUGGGAUGCCCAAAAGAGUAUUCUACUAAGGCAAGUAUGGGAGCAGCACUGCUAUCUGAUCCUGAUAAAAUAGAGUCUAUAUUGACUACUCUUGUUAAAGGGAUUUGUAAACCAGUAACCUGCAAAAUCCGCAUUUUGCCAUCAGUUGAGGAUACUGUUAAUCUGGUAAAGAGAAUAGAAAAAACGGGUAUUGCUGCCAUUGCAGUCCAUGGAAGGAAGAAGGAGGAGAGGCCUCAGCACCCUGUCCACUGUGACGUGAUCAAAGCCAUAUCUGAAGCAGUCUCCAUUCCAGUAAUAGCAAAUGGAGGAUCUCAUGACUUCAUCAAAGAAUAUACGGACAUUGAGACCUUCCAGAAAGCAACAGCUGCCUCAUCAGUAAUGAUAGCUCGUGCUGCCAUGUGGAACCCAUCUAUCUUCAGAAAAGAGGGUCUUUUCUCCUUGAAGGAAGUCAUGCAGGAUUACAUCAAAUAUGCAGUGAGAUAUGAUAAUCACUAUACCAACACAAAAUACUGUUUGUGUCAGAUGUUAAGAGAACAGUUGGAAACUACUCAGGGCAAGAAGCUGCAUGCUGCACAGUCCACACAGGAGAUAUGUGAAGUAUUUGAAAUGGCUGACUUCUUUGAAGAAACAACAGCUAUUUUCGAAGCAAAGAAAACAUCUUUAGAAACUGAGACACAAGGUGAAGAUGACCAAAUGGAAGAUCCAGAUGUAAUAAAAAUGGCUGUUAGAUUUGACAAGCGAGAUUAUCCACCACAGAUUACUCCAAAAAUGUAUCUUCUGGAAUGGUGUAGGAAAGAAAAGCAUCCUCAGCCUGUUUAUGAAACUGUUCAAAGACCACUGGAUAGAUUAUUCUGUUCAGUAGUGACAGUAGCUGAGCAAAAAUACAGAUCAACUCUGUGGGACAAGUCAAAGAAACUAGCAGAACAGGCUGCAGCUAUUGUCUGUCUGAGAACAUUGGGUGUCCCUGAGGGAAAGCUGUGUGAGGGAGAAAAUCACCUGAUUAACAAACGCAAGAGGGAAGACCUGGAGUGCUUGAAUAACAGAGACCACAGAGAAGAUCCUGCUGAGCCUUCCCAUAAAAAAGCUAAUUUUAUUGAAGAAAAUUCUGACAUGAAUGUGCCUAAGAUGCCACGAUAGCAUGGGAAUUAAAGGUUUCACACCUAUGCAGCUACAAAUUAUCUCCUAUUUGUAUAUUUUGCUGUUCACAUUUCAUUUGGAUUCUCCUGGAGACAGAUGAAUUCCCUAGUUGUGAAAAAUGCCAAUGAGAUGUUUACUGUUCAUCACUCACUGUCACUAUGGUGCCUUUCAGACGAGAUAAAUUAGCAACAGGAUUUUAAAGAACAUUGAGAAAAUUAUCCCAAAUAAUAUUUUUUUAAAAAAAAUCAGACAUUUUGAAAGCAGUUUUGCCAUUGGUUUUAUUACUCGUUUCUUACUUUUGAGAAGUCUACAGUGUGCCGGUAAGAGAUGUAUGAAUACAUAAUAUAACACAUAAUACAUGCAUAAGCAGAUUGAUUUAUUAUGAAACUAUGUAGUUAAUCAGAAAAAAUAAUGCAGGAAAAUAUUAGUAGCUAAGUAGACGUGGUUUUGUCAAAUGAGUUUUAUGCAUGUCUUGCAAGCUUUUUUUACACCCAUCAUAUAUCAAGAAAAAGUUUUUUGCAGAGAGAAGGACUUAGAAAGUGUAACGCUAAGCAUGAAAGUAACAUUCUUCUGUCAUAAUUUCUACUAUGUUUUACCCUCCAGAAAUAGGACAAUAAGAAUUAACCAUCCUUUCCUUGUCUUAGGUAUUACAAUUGUGCCUUUCCAAUAAGGAAUUGGAGCCAAGCCUGGUAGCCACGAAUUUGUUGAAUGAAGGCACUUUGAGCUGCUUUGUUCUUUUGAACUUGGAAGUUUGAGUAAAUGUCUACAUGUAUGUUACUUGCAAUAAUGGGCAUCCAAAUAUGGCCUUAUGUGUUUGUUCUUGAAAUGUGACCUAGUUUGCCUCAGUAUUUAGCUGUUAGUGAUACUGGUGGUCUUAAUCAAAGGCACAUGUUCUCUUCUUAGUUAGCCAUCAUAACUUCCUAUUAAAGUAAAUUAUAAGUAUGUGCUAUAUGCCAAGAGAGGAUACAGAACCAGUCUGAUUUCAUGGUAAUCCAGCUGAGCUUGUCUGAUUUAAAUUAGAGUUUUGAAUCCCCAAAAGAAUAUCUUCAUGGCUUAAGGGAAUUCAGGAGUUUGUUAUUAACAGUUUAUUGAAAUGGUGGUUUACUUUCCAUCAACAGGGUGAGGGAUCUUCAGAUUAUCAGUUCUAGUCUGAAAGCAAAAUGACAGGGAUAUCAUGCCAUGAUCUGUAAAGUAUUUUGUAUAAAGAAGAUACAAAAUAUAAUUCAUCUUUCUAUUUAAAACUUUGAAUCUUUUUCCUCAAGUGAUAGUGCCAGUAUUAAACCAUUCUUUUACAACAGAAGGAUAAUAUCUCACCAGAUAAUGUUCAGACUUGUGAAAUUAAAUAGAUGUGUGUUCAUAUUUAAAAUGUCUGCUGUUUACAUCAGAGCAAUUUAUAGUAAAUCUGUAUGGUCUAAGAAGAAGAAAGUUUUUCUUGAUCACUUUGUACAUCGCAGUAAAUGUAGUUAAAUAUACUUACAUUUGAUAUAACUUUUAGUGCUAGAAUUUUACUUCUAAGCAGCGAAAGAAUUUGCAGUAUGAAUGAGAAAUUUCAGAAGUGGCCAUUUUCCUGUUGUGAGUGCUAUCUGAGUACCUUGGUUUUGUCACGACUGUUUGGAGCCAUCAUAGAAUAAUAGAGAAAAAUUCGUUCUUAGGUCCUGCUAGCAGUGCGGCAUGCAAGGUCUAAUAUCAUAGAACGUUUGAGCUUGGAAGGGACCUCUGGAGAUCAUCUGGUCCAACCCCCCUACUCAAUGCAGCGUCAGUUAGAGCAAGUUACCUGGGAGUGCGUCUAGCUGAGUUUCAUGUAUCUCCAAGGAUUGGGACUCCAUGACCUUUCUUGGCCACCUCUACCAGUAACAUAGUAAAAAAACAAACAAGUGUUUUUCUUCUUGUGUCUACAUGGAAUAUCCUGUAUUUCAGUUUGUGCCCAUUGUCUCUUGUCCUGCCACUUAGCAGAAUCUGGUAUAAUUUCUUGUCACCAUUGUUUGUCUAAAAUUAAAAUUGAAUGUUUGGAUAAACCCCAAUUGUUAUAGGUGGUGGUGGUGCCUAAAUACAGCAUGGACUCGUGUGGCAGCAAUUACUGUGGGUUGGUGGAAAUUACAGUGGAGUGGGACCAAUGCAUAGAUAAGCCAGUCACGGUGAGCAUGUACUUUCUGUCUUGGCUCAUAGAAAAGCCCAAAUUAAAAUCACUCGGGAGGGUCUGCCACAGCCGAUACGGACCUCUUCCAGAAAGGGUAGGGUCAUUCAGUACAGGAGCCAAGGCCUUCAUAACAGUAUUUGUACCUUUGCUUUUUUAUUCCCGAUAUUUCAUCACAUAAUGUGAUCAUGCAUCCUUCCUGCCUCCUUAGCGAGGUGUAGCCCACGUAGGCUUUUCAUAUUGUUUCCUUCCAGCAAAUGACUUAAAAUGCAAUUCAGAGCACAUGUUUAUGGUGAGAGAUAGGUGACUCCAGGGGCCGUUGAGAAUGUGUAAAAUUUAGGUUUAUGUUGAACAGCUGAGCAGGUUUCUGCAGUACGCUGUCAAAAAUUCACAUGGAACUAUAGCUGAGGAUAGAUGCCUAAACAGAGGUCGUAUGAAUAAUCCUCACAUGUAGAUGCUUUACUAGUCAUCUUAUGUUACAGAAUAUGUGCCUUGGUUUGGUUGAUGGAGAGAAUUGGAUAAUACGGAUGUGUAGUUCUCUAUGAGCUGAACCAAAUACUAUGUUAAUGCUAGUCGGUGAAGUAUAGGUAUUAUAUUUAUAUUCAAUCAAAUGGGUGAUAAAGUUGGGGGGGUGUUUCUGUUUUCUAAUAAGUGCAUGUUUUCAGAUCCUUACUUAAAUUAUUAUGUGGUCACCAAUGCUCAUACUUACUUCUCUUAAUUCAUUGUAAUAGUUGUAUACAUUAAUGAGGCUGUGCUGUAAUUACGAUGGCCAUAGCUAGGCCAAAGAGAGCAUGUGAAAAUGAGAGUGAGGAGUCACUCUGUUGGAAUGAGCAUUCAAUGCUAGAUAUAGAAGGGCUGUAAAUUCUGUGAAAUGGCUAGAAAGCAUAACAUGUUUGACACCCUUGAUCAGUUUCAGAAAGAACUAAAGAAAAGCUGCAAUGGUAGAUAUGUGUACAUGCAUGUCAGAAUGUUUUGGUUUAGUGACUUUAUUACAUGCUUUCAUUCCUCUUAACUCUAUCACAACUCAUGUGUGACGUGUUAUCCUACUUUGAUCAUUCAGUUCAUCCUAACCAGUUCUACAGAUAGGAUAGUUGUAUUUACUAUGUAUGUUCCCUUCUCAACACUGCUUUUAAAGUAAUUACCUCAGUGGCAGGUGCUUUCCAUCUAGAAAUUGUGCUGUUCACAUUAGUUUUAAAGAUCAAACUACACUGGUGACUCGUCUGCAUGAGUUGUUCCUGCGCUUCUCUUGUCUGCUGUACCUUUCAUAAACAGAAGGUGGCAGAUUACUUUUUAGUUUUUUCAGAAAAAUACACUUACUUCUGCAGUAUUUAACGAUCGAGCCAUUGCAUUGCUGCAUUCUUGCACAGGAUGACAAUUGAGACCACAGUUGGGCUGGAGGAUAUUUAGCCUCUCUCUUUGGAAAUAUUUUAUUUUUAUUUUAAUGUGGUGUGAAUAUGAUAUUUGGUCAAUACUAGCAAAGCUGUGCUCUAUUUUAAGUAUUUGCUUAGUGAAAAUGUUUCACUACUAAUCCUAUGGAAUUCAGUGAAGCAACUGGGUUUUUUCUGUCACAAGGCUACAGCAAGCAAACAAAAAAGCAGUUUUGUUUUGUUUCUUGAUACUGAUACUGCAGAAACAAUUCAUAACGAUACCUGCCGAAGUGUGAUCCAUGGGUAUGGGGAGAACUGUAACUGUUCUCCCUGUAGCCUACAUGUACUCUGCUUAUUAGAAAUGUGAAUGGGAAUUUAAAGAUAUUUUUACUAGCCUUUUAGCAUGGAUGCACUCACUGUGGGGCUACCUCCAGGGCCUUGCUGGCUGGAACGAUUUUUGGAAUGUCCUGGGCUCUGAGCCCAACCCCACCCUGGAAUGUGAGGUUAAACGUUGGCGGUACAAAUACAGAGUUUGAAUAUCAAAAUCCUAGAGUUCCCCAGUACUGCAAUUUCAGAAAGCUGGCAAGUGAACCACAUGUCAGCUCAGCUGCUCUCUGAUUCAAAGAGUAAGCAUGCUUUGGGUUGCUGGGGGAGGAGAAGGAGGUAGGAGGUUGUUUGGUUUGGUUUGGUUUUUACUUACCCGUUAGGACAUGCAGAAGGACAUGAUUUUCAAAGAUGUUAUCUGGCAAGAUUGUAAGAGGUCCCAAACAGGUGUUAGCUAGAAAGGAGUCUUCAUUCACAAAAGCAUUUUAUUGUCACUUCUUUAAUCAAACCUACAAACUCAACAUACUUGAGAGCUAUUGCAUUAUUAAACAGGAUUCUGCUUAUGUUUGGACUGCAAGUCAAGAAGCUCUGUUGAUGAGAUGGCCUGUAAGGCUUAAGUUUCCAUCUGUAGCACAGUGCAGGAGGCCAAUGUUUGAGGCUUUUAUUCAGAGUUUCUGAUGACAAAGCUGAUGAGGAACAUUAAAAACAAGACACAAAGCCUUUGGUGAGGAGGGAGUGCCUCGUGUAUUGUUAAACAACAGUUGCCUAGGUCAGUUAAGGAGAAGAAUUGAUGAGCUCCAGAGGGAAUCUAGUCUGGUCAUCCUUAUUCAAAGGAGUAUCAGCCUCAGUAUGAGAGGAGGCUUAAAAAAUAAACACUUGUGGUGUUCACGUAGCUCCCAAAUGAAACUGUGUUGUAGGAGUUAAUGUGAAUCUGCCUGUUAAAUAUCUGUUAGAUAAACAGAUAAAUAAAUAAAUACUCUUCCCUUGCCCUGGCAUAGUGGGAGAGUCUCUGGUUUCCAUUUUUAGAAAGUUAUUGUGAGAGAGGGAUCCUCUUGUGAGAGUUUACAAAGCACUGUAGUACAUAUGACACUUUACUUAUUUUAACUUAAUUUUCCUUGGUAGUCUCUAUAUAUUUGGUAAUCCUUCAGUGUGUCGUCGUGUUUGAUACGAAAAAUGAACUUCCUGUUUAACUGUCUUUAAAAAUUAUUGUGUGGUGAUAGUAACUGAAAUGGUUAUUAUCUAUCAAUAGUUGUGAACAUGGAUUUUUUUUUUUGUUAGUAUUCUAUUGUGUAGAGCUGACAGAACUGGAUUUGAGUACAGAUCUUCAAUCUGUACUUUUUAGCUGUUUUAAAACUGUAUAAACAUUUUACUUUUCCUAGUAAAGUUUUUUGUUAAUUUGUAGAUUUAUCUAUGCAGUGUUAGGAUGCUGCGUGUACCAUGCAUGCCUCCUGUAUACUUGCCACUCUAUUCUGUGCACAGGUGCUAGCAAGGACUGUUAGCAUUUGAUCAUCGGUCUUUAUGUUAAAAUUCUUAAACAGAAAUUGGUAAAAUGGUUUCUCUCAUUGUGGUCUGAGAAAAGCUAGAGUUACAAAGAUAUUAAACAAAAAGCUAGUACUUUUUUACCUUUUUUAAUUUCAAGUGUUGGAAAGCAUUCUCCUUUUGACUUAGAAAAAAAGAAAAUUAGGCUCUAAUCAAACUUAAUUUGAAAGCUUCUCAGUGGCUUACGUGAUUUAAUUCAGUGCAUGCUUAUUUACUUAAGAAAUUAGCUACAGCAAUUUUGUUUGGGUUUCUCAGACAGCAAGGACACGAAUGCAAUUUAGUACUUCACUAUUUCACUAGCUCUCUGAAUCAUUAUAAAAUUUAAAGCAAAUUUCUUGGCCAUCUGUAUAUCUGUUCUAAUUACAUACUCAUAAGUUCCAGGCUACAAACAAUUUAAAAGCUGAAACCAUUGUCGUUGUUUUCUUCUCGCUGUGCUGAAAUAAAGCCAAAUCCUGGACACGAGACAGAACAUAAGUAAACAUGUGUGGGUAGAGGUACCUAUACGAACCACAAAACCCCUGAGAUCUUAAGAGUGUUAAAAACAAUAUGGGACAGUUUCGCUUCAGCAGAAGCAUGCAUUUAUUUCCCCUGUAUGGCAUACAAUGCUCUUUUUUUUGUAAUUUUUUGCAGAAGCUAAUUGAACAUUCAGUAUUAAGAUCCCUAGGUGAGAGGGAAUGGCAGAUGAAGUGUUCUCAGGAGCAUCAGAAUGCUGUGACUUCAGAAAGCUGGAAUAUUAAGACUGUAGGAUUAACCAGUAAAUCACUGUACAGUUAGACCAUGAUGCCUACCUGUCGUAUCAGUGACAUGGUAAUUCUAGUUUACUGUCUUGCUGCCCUGUGACAUUUUCUUAUUACAGCUAAUACCAACUUUUAUAUUUUAUUCUGCCUGAGCAUGGAAAACAGUUGUAGUGCUUACAGUGUUUAUAGCUCUUAGGCUAUAUAAAUACUGCAUUAUGAAUCCUGAAUUAAUAGAGAUUUAAUAAAUUAUCUUCUCUCCCAUUAACUUUUAUCAGUAUGCCAAGUGUUGCCAUGUAGACUGUAAAAUCAGUGGUAGUUUGCUCGUUAGUAUAGGUAACAUGCAAGACUAUGCAGUGUGACCUGAGAUGUGUUCAUAUCCUGUAACGGCAGUGAUGCUGUGGUGAAGGGAUAAGUAGAGCAAAAAAAAAUGAAAACUACUCACUGAUGUCUUUCUGUACCAUAGUACUGGUUCAGCAUUUACCCAUUUUCUUCAUGUUCAUAUUCAGUAUUUAAACUCUUGUAAGUCUAUAGUAGAAGGAUUCUCCAUUCUUUGUUAGACACGAAAUGUGUAACACAUCAUUUAUUUAAAAUGGUGCCCUAUGCCAGUGCAUUACAGAAGCAAAUGCAGCUCAAAGUAUGAUGGAGGACACAGUUUCCAUUCCAUUUCUUCUUGUAGAGAAACACACUGAAGACAAACCGAUUUGUUCCGCCUCCGCUUUGUUAUUUUUUCAUACAUCUUAAUUUUUAAAAAAGUAAUUUAGAUAAAAAGAUUUUCCAGAAAGGCUUGAUGUAUUUCCAUGAAAGGAAGAGCUAACCUCAUCCUGAUAAAAAACAUCUCACAUCUUUACCUAUCACUGUAGACUGCUAUUAUGCAUACAAUUUCCCCCUCAACCCAGCCCAUGAAUUCACCAGAUCACCUGGUCGGAGAGAACAUUUCGCCCACACAGUUCACUCUUCUCACUUCCCCUGUGCUUUAGAACCCCACAUGCACGCUGUCGUCAUACUGAUGUCGUAUAUGGCCCAACAAAACAGACUGAUGAUGUUUCUUUGUGAAUGCAUGUAUGAAAAAUGAACACCCUCCUUUACAAAUUUUACAGGGUUUAUGGGAGCCGAAACAGAUCCUUAAGCCAUGAAAACUUCCCCUCUGGGAAAAUGAGAGAGGUAACAUGGUAGCUGUCUUGUUUUAGGACAUUCUAAUCCUCUAAUUAUAUCCUUACAAACUAGGUACCUGGGGCCACUGGAAAAUGCUUUUGUUCCAAGGCCAGAACUCUCACCUAGGUAUGUAGUUUAUUCCUACUGGUUGCAAAGAUAAAGUACCUAUCAGCAAAUAGGAGGGAUAUUCCUUAGUUUAGUAUGCGGUGAUACUCCCUUUUUUCUGUGUUGUUUCAGUUCUAGGAUCCUAGACUCACAGAAAGUAGCCGACUGUAUUCCUUCUUGCAUUAGUAAGUUUGGUUGGCUUUUCUAUAACUGACCUAAACUGAUUUUCACUAAAUAGAGCUCAGCCAUUAGAGAAGUUGUCAUCUGUAGCUUUUUAACAGAUUUUGGGAUACUGACAAAAGCUGAUCUUAACUUAUUGAGGCUACUCAUCACUCAGGUCAGUGUGGGUGGGAAAGAGGGUUUUCAGUUGGUAGUUCACAAUAGUUUCUGCUCAGUUGUUUUCUUGGCCUCACUAAGCUAAAGUUAGCUUUUGUAAAUACGAUUCUUUUCUACCACCUCAAUAUUUAGUGUAGAAAUGUCAGGCUGAACAAUCUUUUUGUCUAACCAUAGUCACCUUGUUAAUACCUGAAUUUCCAUUGCAAGCAUUUCUUGCAUCCCUAGGUGAACUAAAUUUAAUUUGGGAUUCAGCUGUUACACCUGAGUUACUAGAACAGUAUUGUACAGGCAUUGACUUCCAUUAAAGAAGGCAGUCAGCUGGAUGACAAAAAAGCAUAUCUGCUGUCUUCCUACCUUUGCUUGGAAAUGACUGCUUCUGUAGGUAGAGAUCACUAAAUAACACAAAUACUUCUUCUCUGAAUUCUGUAGUGCACAGCUGGUAACAUUGAACUGCUCUCAGUGUUGAUUUUUGUUAUGUUACUUCCUCACACUGUAACUGGGGUCCUCAAGAGCAUGUGCAUAUCCCUUCAGCAGGGGCAUCUAGUGUGGGGCAGAGCAGACAGCUGAGAGUGGCCACCACCUUUGACACCAACAAAAUCUGCCACCAAAUGCCAGUCAACACCUGAAGUACCUUGCUUGACAUGCCAGACUGGCUGGAACAGCAAUGUAGCAAGAAUACCUCAGAAGAAGGUGGAAAACGCAACUGGAUAGGAAGCUUUUUGCUGUAGCACCUGCACUCACAAUAAUACCUACGCAGGCAGUAAGGAUGUUUUAACUAAAGUGGAAUGAGCUGCUGAUUACAGGCCAGUUCUUAGCCUGAAACAUCCUGUUGGCAACCUCAGCACAAACAUCAGUGGCAGAAAAAGCAAAGAGCAAUUAAAGUUGGGUUUGGGUUUUUUUGUUUAGUCCUUUCAAGUACAUUAUCUCCAGAUCACGACUCAGGGUCAGUUAUAUGGGCUUCUAUGGAGUUUGAACUGUUACUGUCUGUGAUACAGCUGAUCUCAAAUAAUAUAAUAAUUUUCUUUUUUUGACACUUCUAUGUAAAUUAGCACAGACAUUAGCAAGAUGAGAAGGUACAGACCAACAGGAUGUGCAGUUGUCUGGUACGCUUCCUUGUGAUUCAAGAAAUGGAACUGGGAAAUGUCUGGCAUAUUUCUAUCCACUACCCAUCUAUUGACUGUUCAGUAUUUUGCGGACAAGUUCAUAACCUUUGCAUAGCAGAUAAAAGCUAUCAAAUUUAUUCUGCUAAUUUGUAUAGAUUAGUCCAUUAAUGAACAAUAUACAGUAUUGAGCUCUGUGAACAACCUGUGUAUAUAUAUGUACAAAUACACCCACAGUGCAUCAUGAACUGCUGUAGUUUAACAUAAAACUAGCACCAAGAGGAUCUUCCUUGAGAAGUGAGGAAGUGGCAUGAUCUGUCAUUAGUUUCCUCCUAACGAGAAACAAGUAUCUUCAACCACAUCUUUAGACUCCCACGCCAUUGUGGAUAUCAAGAUGUUAAGCUCGGUUUAUUUUAAAGGUCAUCAUGUGAAAUCUAACACAAUUUCUAAACUAUAAACAAAACAUAACUCCACAAAAGGAAAAUGCAGAUUAUCAAAAGUGAGCGAAACAACACAAUGUCUAAAAAUAGACUCCAACAUUACUUGUAUGACUUAAAAACAUCUGCAAUUAUGCACAGGGUUUGGGUUUUUUGUUGUGAGAUCAAGUUCAGGUCUGUGUGGAAUAUAGUUUUAUUAUCUAUAUUACAGCAAUAUCCAAAAUGGGCCGAGUGUUAAUAUGAAGUAUUUGCUAUGAAGAAUUUACCAUCUAAGAGAACAAACGUGAGAGGUAGGGCAGACAGGAUAUAACUGCAUACAAAGGGUGGAAGGUAGGGAGGAGCACAAAGCUGACUGACCCAUUUUUCACAAGAGUAGAGGAGAAGCUGGGGUACAUCUUUUUGUGCCCUCUGUGACAGAGAAAGAUGGAUGUGGUAAAGGAGGAGGAAGCUGAGGGACUCAGAAUGGACUCAUGUCAUGAUCAAGACAAGGGAUAAAGAAAAACUUCAUAUAAAGCAGCUUAAAGAAUGUGUUGUUGGAUGAACUGGUGAGAAGAAAAUUAAAAUAGUCAGGGAUCUGGAACUGGGGCUACAGGAAGCCCUACCAAUGUCAUAGAGUAAAAUUAUUUACUGUUUCCCUGAAUGCUUUUAUUAGUGAUUUAGAUGUGGUUCUGAGAUGCUGGAUAAUGUCAUGAAUUUAAAUCUACCCACAACAAAUAUGGGAAGUAGUGACAUACUUUCUUGUAUAUGAUUCUUUACAGGAGAUUAUUUAAAGUGGAGAUCAGCAUUGUUUCAAGUUUUUGCUAGUUGACUAUAAAGCUUUAGACUGAAUUACUUAUAAAGGAUGAAAUGCUGCAUAAAUUAGAUCGAUUAAAGUAGCAUAUUUUGGAUCUAAGUUCUCACAAACUUAAAAGCUAUUUAGGCAAGGAAUUUUGCCUCAAGCCCUUCUCUGUUUGAAAUUUUUAAAUUGGGUGCUUAGAAAGAAGGAACUGGUAUCCUGUACUUCAUGGGGACUGCAUGGGGUUUUUCAUGAAAAGUAUUAUAUUUUACUGAGAUGGGAGGUGAACUGAAGAAUGCCAAAAGGGGUAUUGAAUGACCAUCAGUUAAGGAAGUUGCUCCCUGUCCUUGAGUCUCAUAGAUGUAUUAGAAUGACACUGCAUUUGAACUAUGUUGCCAGUAUAUUCUCAGGAUUAAUUAUUCCUGAAAGAAAUAGCACACAAUUCUGAGAGACACUCAAAGCUACUAAAUAAACUGCUGUAGCAUUCAAUUCAAACGUGUUGAACACUUUCUUGAAAAGUGUGGAGAUAUAACUAAGGCACGGGACUAUGAAAGCUGACUUGACAUCUAUUCUGAGCUCUUUAUUGAGCUAUUCAUACUAACCAGUAAUUUCAUCCCUUCACAGUUCCAGUUCCUCUGUUAGCAUAAAGACGUUAUAUGUUAUCAAGGCUCACAUAAUAGGCUGUGGUUCAAAGCAAGGUAUCAGUCCUUGUCUCCUGCUUCUUGCUGCAACCUCCAAUGCUUAGUAACUCCUCUAGUGUGCCAGCACAGACACUUGCUUAUGGCUGCUUUAUUUUUCAAGUUAAUCGAUUCCCUGAUCUGAUUUUAGAGAAGACGGUAUUUUUUAAACCCUAGACAUCUUAUUGCCUCUUGCUAGUCUGCAGUAGGGAUCAUGGCAGCUGAUACACAAUUAAUCAAGUGUAGAAUCUACAAUUAAAUACCUUGGUUUACCUCUUUUACCCUCCCACUAUUCUUUCCUUAAAAAGAAUAAUAUUUUGAAACAAUUAUUGAAUCCACAGGACACGUCUAAAUGUUUGUCUGGGGAAUUAGUGCUUUGGAAAAGGUUUGGAUUAGUGCCUGUACAGGCUGAAGUCCUCUGCCUAUGAUUCAGAUACAGUGUGGUCAAGCCAGUUUUACAAGUGUGUCUUGUGAAGUCAAUUCUAGAAGAGUAACCCUGGACAUCUCUUCCUGACCCUGCAUUGCCCUCCCGGUUCUGCAAAUGCAACUGUGUGUACACCUAUUUGGCUAUCAUAGAAGAGAGAACUGAUGCAGCAUAAAAACAAGGCAGCAAAAUAGACUGUUUUUGUUGGGUGGAGUUUUUUUAUAACCACGGGCCACUGCCGCCAGGAGAACCGCUCAUGAAACACUCUCAUUCUCAUCUAGGAUGACUUUGAACGAGGCUAUAUAGUUCCUGGGCUGUCCAGGGCCCCACAGUUCACAUUACCAGAUGCUUUGGACAGUGUCUCACUUCUAAAUGAAAGAUGAAAAUAGAUACUUUUUCAACACAGAAGUGGCAGCUGUAAGUAUUUAAAGGGUAGAUAUUGGCAACUACAAAUGAACUGAAAUGGAAGCUAAGUGGAUUCUUGCAUGGCUAACAGACAAAUAGCAUUCUUGUACAAAGUGAGUUGUCUUUCCUGGCAGUAAGGCGGUCAGAGUUGCUUCUUGGCUGUGUAACAGAUGCUGUGCCUCUUCUGUAUGCACAUAAUAUAUCAGCAUUUAAUAUUUGGAGGGGGGUUAGUCUGCAGCAGACAAAACUUGUGACAAUUCAAAAUGUGGACGAGAGAUAAAAUAUAUUUCAUCUUGCAGCAGCUUCUGAGUUAACUGGUUUUAAUGGUAAAAGAUUAUUUUUAAAAUAGAGCUGCCAGAGGCUAAACUUUACAGAUCAUUAAAAUAUAAAGACUUUUUUCCAAAUUGUCAUCAGUUUCAAUUUUAAAGAAACUGCUAUGCAAUUGCCCACUCCUAGGAUAUUCCUAGGGCUUCCUAGUGAGAUUUCACUCCUUUCUUCUAAAUCAUGGUAUUCAUUCACUUUGUUUCAGGGUAUUAAUAGCCAUAGUAGCCAGCUGUCAGUGAGAACCUUGUCCAGUCCCUAGAGUAACAGGAGCCAAUAAAAAGGAACAUUUUUCUUUCAUUCCUUUCCUGUGGUUCUGUGAUCAUUUGCUACAAAAAGCAGAUUAUUUUGACAGUACCAGAUUAGGGAGUGGCUCCAUGUGUAGUCAGACUGGCAUAUCUGAGAGGACUGGCAACUACAGGCAAUGUGAAGGAGUUCGCCUCUUAAGACAGGUCAUCUGCACAAGUCUGACCAGGUCCUCAAGUUCACUAACACUCCCUCUCAGAUAAAGGUAGGGAAGGCGGAAACUCCAUUCUCAAGGUGACUUGCGAUACCAGUUCUUCUUUAACAAAACAAAACAAAAAAUGCUCAAUUUAUGUUCCAUGUGAUUUCUGAAAAAAAGACUUGAAGUUCUGAUUGCUCAGACAGGCAAAUGAGCUUGACCUUGGGCUUUCCUUGGCUAUGAGUGAGAGUUAGCAGAGAGACUUUGCAGUGAGAUCCUCCAUACUGGACUGGUCCCAAAGAGCAUAAGGGAUGGAAAAAUGUAAAUAGAAGGCAAAGGUUCAGGGGAAAGAACCGAAAGAAAACUUGUUCCAGGAUCUGCACUAACCUUUUUUCAAUAGUCUUUGAUGCUGCUCCUGAGAAUCUAUUAUUUUCUAAACUAACAAGGUGAUGACAUCUUCUAUAGUAUGUCUUCCUGAUGAAUCCAGGUACUUCUUACAGCUGCUGAGAUAGGUGACAGACAAACUAGACAUCGUUAUCUGUGAACCAUAUAACAUAUAUCUGGGAAAGCAUAUAAACUUUUUGACGUUAUCCACUCUUGAACUUUAAGGCAGAUUGGCAGAAAUAAUACAGUUGGCUCCAGGCUCCAUGUUCCUACCACAUCUAAAUAAGCCUAAAUAAGAUAGAAGUUCCUUUAAAAGGAUUUAUGCAUUUUAAUUUUAAUCUGACUCCUAGCUCCAUAUUUUUGUCUAUAGACUAAAAAAACCUAAACAUGCACGAUUACCAAGAGUCAUUUCUAAAGGGAAAGACUGGGGAGGGAAGAAGCAAAACAAAAAAGUCCCUCUGUUCCCUAAAAUAAAAGCAUAUUCUUUGGAAUCUCUUUACAGAGAUUCUAUAUAGGGAGCACAUACAUUGGUCAGUAUGUCAAAGGUACUCAGUCUAGUCCCACUCCCCUUCAGAAACUUUACCAGGCUCUGGCAGUAUCACUGGGGAGGCAGAUAUGACCUGUAAACAGACUAAGCAUUAGGGAUUAGCUCCUACCUUAUGCCAAAACAAGUACUGUAUUAUAUGGAGUUAUAACUCAGCCUUGUAUUCAUAAAAGUGGGGAAUAAGCAGCCGCUUAAUAGUUCUUUUCUCAGUGUUGCAGAGCCUUUAAAAAUCUGUCUAUAAUUUUUUCCCUACAAAUGCCUAUAUUGUGUAAUCUGAUUUGGGGAUAGGCAAACAUAGUGGAUCUUGGAAGUUUGUGAAUUUAUGUGUGGUUAUAAAAUAGUCUGCAUAUUUUAAUUUUUAAUUUUCCAAUAAACUGCAAGAGUCAGUAACAAUAAGUUUGUUCAUACAAAAGCAGUAUGCAACUGCAAUGGUAUCUGGGAUGGGAGGGAGAAGUAGAGACCCCCCUGAAGGCUAAGCAGAGUCAGUUUAUUAUAAUGUGAUCUUAGCUGCGUGUGACCCUUUUUAAGUGGAUAUCUCCUUGGUCCUCAUAACACAAGUCUGAAUUAUAGGUGGAAGUUUUUUUGUUGGAAGAAAAGGGCAACGUCAUGUAGUUUGUGCACAGACAAAAUGCCAGCUGAACUGAGAGUUCUGAAUACGUAACUGAGAGAUAUGACCCUUUAAAAAUUUUGCAGUUUUAAUAAGAGCUGUCUCUACCACACAAGCCCAAUUUUGCACAUUUAGUUAAAUGUGCUAUGAUACGGAUUUGGAACAAAGCAGCCUAAAGUGCAUGUUUUCAAGGAAGUCACUGAAUUCUACUCAGACUGUUUAAAUGGCACCCCUGUGGUUUAAAAGAGUUAAAAGAGUUUAAAAGAGUUUAAUUAUUUAAAGGACAAGUUUUGUUGCCAUCUUUAACUGACACCUUUUUGCUUUCCAAGAAUUUUCCUUUAAUUGACUGCCUAGAUAAGUAGCAGAAACAUCUUAUGCUCAGACAGGAUGGCAGCUGUAGUAUGAUGAACACCUUUUCUCGUAUCAGUCCCAACUGGUCAUUUCCCACAUAUUUGUCACUGUCUCAGUUGUGGCAGUACACUUGUUUGUGGAAUUUUGCGGUAAAACAGACUAGGGUAUCAGUACAGGUUAAAAAGAACCCCCUAUCCACACCCUUUCCACUAACGCUCCAAAUUUGUUUCAGGGGCAGCAAGGGAGAAAGAAAAGGAAGGGAACAAGGAACGUGGAGGCAAGGGUGAUUUAAGUCAGCACUGCUGACAAAAGCAGCAUUUAUCAGACUCUGUCCUGUAGAUAUUAGCUACCUGGUUGACUUGGAUGUCUGUGACAUGAGAAAUCUGUUAAAGACUUCCCAGCAGAGCUAGUCCAAGGAUGUAUAAACCAUACCCAUUUCUUUCAGAAAAAAAAUACCUCAUCUGUCAGAAGCGAGAAUUGCCGUUAUGGAAGUUAUGUGCUGUUUCUUUAGCUGCCGUUGGUGAGAUAGAGCAGUCUGCUGGAGCUACAGCAUGAAAAUUUUUGUGGACAUGUACACCAUAGCCUGUCCCUGCAAAUACCUGCAUUUGUCACAUAAAGCUGUUGGUAAAAAAAAUUUCAACAAGUCUAAGUAAUUCAAAAGUUCAAGUUCCAUUUCAGAACUAAUAUUGGAGACACCAUCCCACUGACUUAAAAUGAAAGACUGAUAAAUUUGUAAGGCAUUUUGGAAAUGAAAUUUAGUUUCUGGAAGUAACUUAUCUACUGUAGACAAUUUAUUCUGUCCAUAGCUAAGACCCUAGUCCUACUGCUGGGUAUAGUCACGCUUCAUUUCAAAGCACUGCCAUAAAAACUUGUUGGUUGUCAGAGUUAUUAUUCAGAUUAAUUAAGAGAGGCAUUUUUGAUUUAGUGCUAUGUAACUAAAAAUCAGAAGUUGUCUUUCAAGUUGAAUAUGUGGGGAUUUUUUUAACUUGUAAAACGAAAACAAUUAUUUCUUCUUUAACUGCAUGCAACUUUUCAGCUUUCACCAAAACUUCACUUUACCAUCCCAUUGUCUCUUUUAGUAACAAGAGGCAAAGUCAGUUUACACAGGAUAAAAGUCUCACCGUAAUCUAUUUUUAGAACUGAACUUUUUCCUCACAACUCUUGAAGACAAAACACCAUGUGAGAAGUUGACUACUCUCAUCAUAUUCCAGCUGAGAACAGAAAUAAAAAUGCCAGCAACAUCAUAAGUAAGUCUUUUUCUCACAAGACUUACAACACACUUUUUUCUGACAGAAAGAGUUAAGAUGAAUUUCCAAACUCUUAGAUGUUUAUCUGAACUAUACCCACAUGUUUGAACCUUUUGUAGCUCUUACUUAUAUCCGAGACUAAAAAAUACAUUCGUCAGGAUCAUGGCUCAGAACAACAAUCUUCCCUAGCAGAUAGAUUGUUUGUUUUCAGAGUUACUGCCAUGAAUUCUGGGGAGAGGGAUAAAUUGAUGAAUCAUUGCUGAAAUGCUUUAAAGAUUUCCUCUUACUUGAAGUACGUUUCAGUCCGUUUUUUCCUGAUGAUUUACUAUUGCAUAUCACUUAUUUCUGAUAAUGAUCCUUUUAAAUUAUUACCUUUCUGUUUACUGAAUGCAAAACGUAUCUCUAAAACUAAGGUUAACAAGAGAAAAUGCUAUAGCAAAUAAUUCAGUAGCCAUGUCUUUAUCACUUGGAAUAAACCUUAUUAUUUAUUUUUCAAACUUACUUUCUCCAAGUUUCACUGUUGAUCAGCCUCAUCACAGGUUUUCUUCUAAAGUCACUCUGCAGCAAUGUAUUUAUCCUUGAAAUACCAUCUGUUCAUUUAUAUACCUGUUCACAGUUCUUUUAGUGGCAUUGGUAAAGAACAUGAAUACAAGGCGAUGUGUUAGAGUUUCUCUUGAGCUAUUGCCCUUUGUGGGCAUGCACAGUGACUAGUACUGCUCUUGCGCUUUUAUUUCAUGACACAAAGCAUUUGGCAGUAGUACUAACGUAAGAUAGCCUUGGUCUGCAUUGCUUAUUGCAGCUACUACACCACCCCUGAACAGUUGCGCUGACACAGGUUUUUGUGGGGCUACACUGUGGAUCAGACCAGGGAACUUACCUGACCUGACCAAUCCUCCCCCACUCCCCCCAUGUUAAGGAUGAAGCUGGGUCGGGUCCCUUGGUCUGGCUCACAGGGUGGUCACACAAAUGGUUGUGCCAAAACGGCUGAGCAGAUGCCAUGCUUCUACAGCACAGAGGGAACGAGGAAACCAUUAAGCUGGUAUUGCCAAACACCAUAUUCUUAUUAGUCUCAAAGUACAAACAGAUGUAAAUAUUAAAUUUAUUUCCUAGUUCUUCUUGUUAUAACUGCAAUUUACCUUAAUGGCUAGGUUGCUGGUUUGAAGUAUAAAUGAGUAAAGGAGGGCGUUUUGAGGCUUAACUGUUAUAAUUUAUGAUGUAGCCUAAAUUAAUUUACUUAUUAAAAUUGAUUAAAAUGUUGUUAGAGAAAGAUCUCUACUUAAUAUACCCAGUUGGCAUUACCGGCAGUCUGACUGACUGGUGUGGAUCAAAGUGUUGCUUCUUUUGCUAAUUAUUCUUUAAUUGCUAAGUUAACAUCAUCUUUGUUUUAUUAUCUGGCACAGUAAAGAUACAGGUCUAACAGCAACAAAAGUCCUGCAAAUGGGGUCAGGUCUGGCUCUGUUCCCUAGAUUAGAGUGUGCUCUGGCAUUCAGUCAAACUGAACCGAUUCCAGUGUUUUCUCUACUGUACCUGACUUGGGCUGGCUUUUCCUGCAAGCCUUGUAGGUCAGAAACCUGUGAUUGUGCAUUUGCUGCCCUGCAUUCAUUCUCCAUAGAUGGUUGUUUGAACCAACCUGCAGAUACCCCAUGUUUUAAAUGCUUCUUAAAUUUUUUUUUUCCUCUCUCUCUUCACUUUGGCACGAGGCAAGCAAUUGGCAGUUUAUGUUGAAGCAGCAGGUUCAUACUUAUUAGUACCUUAUUUUUUUUGAAACUGGGUAUGUUCCGUUGGUACAAAUUGCUCAUCUUUAAAAUUAUUUUAUUUUUAUUUUAUUUUAUGGAGAAGGUGCGUAGAAGGCACAACAACAGAGGAACAGGAAAGGGCUCUAUGCAAAGCCCAGUCUUUCACAUGUCUGUUGUAGCCUUGUUGCAAAACUGGAGCAUAAUGAGAGAGCUCUGGUACACACCCAUAAGAUACCUCAGAGAACUGGCUCUGGGGCACAGGCAGGCGGGUUGUUGGUGAAGAAAACUAAGGUGAUAAAGUUAUGACCAAGAUGCAGGUUCCAUCCUGAUUUUCAAAGAGAGUGAAGGAAGAUCUGCUCUUUAAGCUGUGUGGGCUAACAUGGCUUAUUUUAACUGUAACCGAAAAGGAAGCGUUCGCUGCUGUGCUGUGUGAGCUAUGUAGGUGGCUGGGAGAGGUAACCUCUUCACCGAACCCAUUGGCCAUCGGACCAGGACGUGCAUCCGUAGCCUCAGAGGCAAUGGCGGCAGGCUGAGCUGAGCUGAAAAAACCUGCUGCUUCCUAAAGAAAGUGAUUCCAUUCCCACCUUAUACUGCCCCAGGCAGAAAAUUAACACAGCAGAAGUGAGUGAGAGGUUUCCAUCUGGUUUAGUGAGUUAAGUCAGUUCUCUGAGGGUCAUAUGAGAGAAAAUAUGCAGAAGCCCUCCUUUCCGUAACAGGGAAGUGUUAGACUGGUGUAGCUACGUCACCAAACCUUUACUCUGCUGGUUCUAGCUAACAAUUUAUAACAAGUCAUGCUGGGUGAUUUGUGACUUUCUGCUGAAAGAUGUUACUGUUUGCUUGUUAGAAGUAUCAGAUUUAGUGAAGUUUCAUCUGUUUAAUUUACUAGCUGCCAUAUUAGUGGAACCUAAAGCUAAUUAUAGUUUAAGACACUAUUUAGGCUGUGAAAUAUGGGGCUCAUAUAAAAAUGGUUAGUCACUGCCUGUUGGACAGCGGAUGGUCCCAGGGGUUCUCUAGGGCCUUGUAUCAAACAUGCAUGAAACUGAGCUAGCUGAGGUCCCUCCCUUGUGCCACUCAUGCUACUGUAAAAUGAGGCAGUUCAGGGAACCGAGACAAAAAGUUGCUUUCUUUGGAGAGCUAGUUUUUAACUGGCUCAAAUCCCUAAGCUGACUUACUGCACAGUGCUCACAUCAGCACAAAUCACUGAGCAGCUAAGGGCAGGGUGGAGGGCCAGGCUAUGGCAACCGUAAAUUAGGUUGGCUUAAGGUGUUAUAGAAAUACACCCUGAACUGAAGCAGAAAAAAAUAUAAAAAUUUCCCCUUAAGAAUACUCUUUUGCUUGAGGGAUUGAUCCAUUACCAAGAAAUGCAGAGAUACUAUGUACAAAGGAUUUUAAAUCCUACACAAUUCUAAUUUAAUUUUUAAUUUUGAGUCAUAUUUGGGCCAGUUAUAAAUAUUGAAGUAGAUUUCCCAAAAAGGAAUUAUUCCCACCCUUUUGUUUAAACACUUGUCAUUCUGGUGAUUUUAUGGGUUAAUUAGUUCAUUUUCUGAAAUGUAUUUCUGGGAUAUUUUCCCUUUAACUACUUCAACCCAUAACCUCGUGUUCUGAGAGUUACUUAACCUUUGGUCUUGUACAGUUUACUGGCAACCAUUCCUUUCCUUUUAGGAUUUUUCUUAUUUGUGAUUCUCUUAGCAAUAUAAACCACACAGAGCUAAUAUUUCCUAACAUGAAGCCUCACACGGUGCAUUGAUGUUACAUUUAAUCAACAGAAUAGUUUUAGAUAUUUCACAAAGUUAUUGACACCAGCAACACUGUACAUUAAUACCAAAUGUUUUAUAUCAUUUACUGUAAUAAGAGAUUGUAAUCCCAGAUAAAAUGGUAUUAAAAGAUGGAUCAAAUCUAUUUUCCAACUAAAGGACUGCUAUAGGAAGGAGUUAACAUUGCUUGGCUAUACUAUGUGAAGUUCUAUGCCUGAACAAGUUUGGAUUUCUUUCAGGUUUUACUCUAACAUUUCUUGGCUUACAAUUGUUUUCUACUCUAAUUUUAAAGCUUAAUUUUAAACUUUUACAAUCAAUUUUAUAACAGCCUUGGUGUAAUAUGUUAGGGCACUCCCAAUGAGAGAAAGUUCUCCAAGAAAUCCAGUAAGACUAUUUUUAAUACUCUGAAGGUAUAUAAAUACCGAUGUUGAAACUAUUUUUAGUUUGAUCUUUUGUCUGAUUCACUGGUACAUACCAACUGUUUUGUACCAAGCGCAGUCAGAGCCUGGUAGCCAGCUGAACUGGGUUUACAACUUUGGAAGCUGCUAGACGAAUAACUUUCAUGUACUGUCUUGACUGGAAAAGAUUCACUUCCAGUUUGUGGUCAUACUGUAGCAGACACACCCCUCCCUUUGUGAUAAUAAAUAUGAAACAGUAUUCUGUGAUAUGGAUCUUUAAUAUAUUGACUGUCUUUGGAAGGCGCUACUGUAAAAAUUUUAAAAGCAUAAAAUACACUUUUUCUUAAUAUAGGUAAAACUUUGAGCCAGCAGUUUCCCACUUGGUGCCUCUGGUGCUUUAGAAGGUUUUUCCUUUUAAUGUUUCUUGAACAACUGUAUAAACCCAGAGGAUAACAGUCUGCCUGCAGGAGAGCACCAAGAAGGGCAGCUGUUGUUCUCGUCAGCAUUUUUUUGCUGAGCAAAAGCAAAAGCAUGUCAAAGCCAUCAGGACAGCUUAAUGCUACUACAUGCUAAAAAAGUCAUGCAUUAUUGUGACUGUUGGUACAUAAAGUCCUGCUGAAUCCCUGCCCAGCUGAAACCACUUCAUGGCCAAUUGAUUGUUUCUUCUUUUUUAAUUAAGCAAAAUGGGAGAAGAUGUAUAUGUUUUAAUUCAAACGGAAAACGAAGUAGCAGAUUCCAGAGACCUUACCUUUUCUUGUCUGUAUGUUUAGUUCAGCAAAAGGGUUUCUUAAGUUAAUGGAGAAAUUUUCUUGAAAGUACUAGUGCCUCCCUGUAUUUUAUAAUUUUGUUAGUUUAUGAAUAUUAAUUUUUUAAAAACCACCAAACUUAGUUCCAUCCUUUUGUUUAGAAACCUGUCAUUUUGGUGGGUUUAUGGGUUAAUUCAUUCCUUUUUGUCAGCUGUAUUUGUGAGGUAUUUUCACUGUAACUGCUUCGACCCAGAGCCUCCUGCUGUAAGAGGAACUUAACCAAAUGCAUGUUACUACUAUGCACACCAUUAUCCACCUUUUUGAUAAUGUUUUGCUUGGCUUUUAGUCUAUAAAAAUAGAAACAGUAAAGGGAAACAAAAUAGUCAAAACAGUAGCCUUCAAGAUUUUUUUCCUUGCAAUUUGAUGAAUUCCCAGUUGUAAUCUUUCUUGCUGUUUUCUUGAUUUUUUUUUUUCCUCAAAUGGUCAUCAAACCUCUUUUCUGAAUUCUCCCCCAUUGUAUUAUCUUUAUUCAAAAUAUAUCUUUAAGACCUCAUUAUACCCCUGUGAAAGAACACUUUACUCUCUGACAUGCAAUAGUUCUGACUUUUUUUAGAUCUUCAGGGGUUUUGCAUUCUUUUUUAUCCAGAUAUUUCUUUCAUAUCAGUCAUUGCUAAAACUCUGGUUUGUUUUAGUCAUCCAUCUGUGGAAAAGGCCUUGAAGAUGGUUUGCAGAAAUAUAUGGCACCUUUUAAUCUUCAGGAUAUUGGUUGAAGGCAUACCAAACCAGUUCUGACCAGAAUCUGUUUCCAAGCAAUAGUUUAGCAGUGUUAGUCUGCAGGUGUCAAUAUGACAAAGGCAUCUCCAUCUCUGGUAUCUUUAUUGCAAAUGUCAGUCUUCCCACUAUGGAGUAAAGGUCACUGAAGUGUACUCCCUGGAGUUCACAAUGUAGGGCUCAGGUUUGUUUAUAAUUUGCUGCCUGAACCGUGGGUUUUGUAGUAAUUACAUUCCUUCAGUGUUGUCAAUCCAGUAUCUUUUACAAACCUUGUCUUCCUCUUAAGGAACUUAAUUUUUGAAGGACAAAACAUAAUUUUUCGGUGUUUCUGCUAUUUUGUGGAUGUUACAUAUAUAACAUAUAGAGGUUUUCUAAUUAUUUUUUGUCUUCCAUCUACUUACUCCCUAAAUAGCUUUUAACUUUGAUAUAGUGCCUUUCAUUUAUGGAUAUUAAACUACUUGUUACCGAUCACUUACCUUUAUCAUGGAGGUGACCAGUUUCCAUUACCUUAUAUUCUUUGCCUCCCAACUGUUACUACCAUUCUGGAUGUAACCACUAGGACAUUUUUUGCCUAACAAUGACAGAAACUAGAUGUAAUUUACAAGAUUAGAGCAUAGCCUGCAUGCUGAGCUAUUUUCUAAUGGAACAGUUUGCAAUUGUUGGCUGCUUUCUGAUCAAUCAACAGAGUGUGAACCAUGAUAUCAGCAAAUGCUUUAUAAAAAAAAAUCAAACUAAAUAAGAAUCAAAAUUAAUAGUUAAAUUUUUCACCAGUAACCACUGCAGUCUUGAACAGUUUAAGUGUGAACUAGAUAACAUUUUAAGUGAUAAAGGCACCUAAUGUAUUGUACACAUAAUCAUAACUUCAGUCUGUCAAACCCAAGCAAUUUUAAUGCCUCCAAAGAACAUUAUGCAAUGAAGUAAAUGAGGGGGAAAAAAGACUUUUUUUACCACUCAGAAGUCUGUAUCAUGCUUUAGAAUGGACAUAUUCUUUAUUUUAACAUGAAUCACUGUCAAUGUCAUGGUUUAUACAAUUGUUUCAGAUAAAUUUCAUUUUUUUAUGGGAAGAUAAUCUAUUUAAGUUUGGGAAGGACCGCAUGGAUUUAUUUACUGAUCAAAGAAUGUCAUAAUGUUGAAUUUACCAAGUUUAGCCUUUGGUCUUAGAGGUUUUUUUUAAUCUGAAAAUAUUUGUUCUGUAGCUUAUCCUUGUGGUUUAUUGGUAUUAUUUCUCCUUACCAUAUGGGAACACCAGGCCCUGGUCUCCAGAGGAGUAAGCAGCAGGUCAAACAUUUUAUUUUGCAUUUGUAGACAGAUGAUUUGUGCAUAUUCAGACAUCUGUGGCCUUUGUGAUAACAAAAGCAAAAGGACUGGUUGUAUGAUUUGUUUUUGUUCGCUGACUAGGUGACGUGAAUCCUUGGGAUAAGAUUUCUUUGAUUAUUUGAAAAAAAUCCAUUUUAUGUGAACAUUCAUUGAAACUGUUGUUUUGUUCAAUAUAAAUUAACAGCUAAACCAUUCUUUAUACGUAUCUCAUUAAUUUAUAGGAUCUGCAAAUACAGCAAAAAUAAAUUAAUUUUAAAUGGG